Messenger RNA from Triplophysa dalaica, 2082 nucleotides. RefSeq names its product interleukin-17 receptor B. Gene Ontology annotation, molecular function: interleukin-17 receptor activity. The transcript is spliced from 12 exons. The record is from RefSeq and is a predicted model, not a curated record. Bases 223 to 1752 code for a protein of 509 amino acids. NCBI's taxonomy places the organism in Eukaryota, Metazoa, Chordata, Actinopteri, Cypriniformes, Nemacheilidae.
GAGAGAGAGAGAGAGAGAGAGUGAGCAGUCAGCACAGAGAGAGAGAGAGAGAGAGAGUGAGAGAGAGUGACCAGUCAGCACAGAGAAAACAGAGAGAGAGAAGUUGAGCACAGGAAGUGAUCAACAGGCUGUGGGUGGUACGAUCGCUCGCGUGGGCAGCAGGAUUAUCACUGAUGUCUGACAGAAGAUAAAUCACGCACUCUUCAGUUCAACGGGAUGUAAAUGAGUCUUGACAUUAUGAGGAGACUGCUUGUGUUCAUGCUCUUGAUCCAACAUACAACAUGUAACAGUAUUUCUCCUAAAGUAGUUGCCAUAUGUAACCGGUCCAAUGAUCAUUACCCUCAUGAGAUGUUUUCUCAACACCCGUCGAACCCGUCACCCUUAGACGAUCUGAACGGGGAACUGAGUGAUUGUCAAAGCUCAUUCACCAUCAACUGGUCUAUUAAUAUCGACGGGAGCAUCAGAAGUCUUACAGGCACAUGGAUAGCAUUAAAUAUAGAUUUGGAUGAUAAUACGGAGUUUUAUAGAUGUGAAUAUCAGCCUCCAUUUACCUCCAAGCAGAAUAAUCUCAGUGGAGUACAGCAGCUCCAUUUCAGCUUCACUGUGUCAGUGGGUUCUGUUUCGGUUCGGCCCAAAACGAUUUCUGUCAGUGGAUAUAACCUUCCUCCCCCAAACUAUGAGCCAGAAGAAUUACAUUACACUUUCACAACACAAGGAUUUGACUAUAAUGUGACAACGAAGCCGUUGUGUGAUCAGUGGGAUGCCGACGUCUCUUCCGUCCUUUAUGGUGAAAAGAUAAUACUGAUGUUCAUGACCAGUUCAAUGUUUAAUAGAUACACUGUCACGCUAGCCAGAAAAUCACAAGUACUGAAUACCAUUGAGAUUAAAGAGGUGAGUAAAGGAGAGAAGCAUAGAGAGGAACUGACGUACACUGAAGACAGUGAAGACCUCACAAUACUGAUAACAGCAACGUCGUUUGAAAACAAUGAAUGUAAAGCAGCUCUUCAUGAAGUCAACCAUACUGCCAACAGAUCAGGAUUGACUGUCGCUGUUGGAUUUGUGCUGGCCUUUCUUCUCAUACUGAUCUUCUGCUACAUCAUUCGUAAGAUUCUGGGCUGGUGUAAGCGUGGCGGCAGGUCAGCGGACGCUGUGUGUUUGCACUUGUUGGUUGUGUAUCCGGCAGCAGAUUGUGCGUUCCAGCACGCCGUCACGGUUCUGGCCGAGUUUCUGCAGGACUGUGGUGAUGUGAAAGUUGUGAUUGACAUGUGGGAGAGAGAACGUGUUGCAGAACAGGGUCUGAUCCGCUGGAUCCACACUCAGGCCGAGCUCGCUGACAUCAUUCUCCUCAUCUUACCACUUAAACACACACAAGCUGAGGACUUGAAAGUGGUCCCAGCACCUGUGGUGUCCCAUCACACAGUUUCAGCCUCGGCCAGCCCUCUUUUCGCUCUGGCUCUUAACCUCGUCACCGGCUCCGCCCAUGAUCCACGGUGGCGGGAGAAGUUCUGGGUGGUUCAGCUGGACGCGAGGAAGGAGAAGAGGAGCGUUCCCGCUGAGGUGCGAGGCUGCAGGAUGUUUGUUCUGCCGAGAGACCUGCAGAAGCUCCACCAGAAGAUCUGCAGCCGAUCAAACGUCCAGAGAUCAGCGCUCAGGAGAUGCUUCACAUCCCCAAUGUUCAAGGAAGCCUCAUGGAAAGUGAAAGAAGCUUUUGAGCAGCUGGACAUGUCGGACUGUGUUUCCCACACCGUCUGAAUUCCCUCGUCAUCCUAUCCGCUUACACCAUCAGUUUGGGCGUGAAAGAUCCUCAUUGUAGCGAGAGACAUUUCACUCAUUUAUUGUCUGUUUCUUUCUUUCAUCAUGUUUUGUGUUUUCAUGACGAGGGUUCAAAGCUGCUUCGCUUUUGUAUCAUAGAAAGAGUUACUGUGUGUAAUCAUUAACUUGACUGUUCAUCUCUGAUUUGAUUGUUUGGACAAAAGACAUUUGUUUGAAAGUUGUUGUUGUGUGAGAUGUGUUUGUUGACUGAACUGUGCAUGACGAUUGGACAUUUGACCAUUGACUAAAUAAAGAUUCUUUCUGUAUGAA